GGUGUCACUCGGGGCAAUUAUGACCCCUCGCCAGCGGCAGGGCCGGACCGAGGCACCCUCGGUUUCAGUGUCGCGCUACGGCGCCGACGUUUCCCGCAGGCGGGAUCGACAGUCCCAGAGUUCUCCGCGGCUGGGGCAGAAGCCGCCUGGGUGGUCCCAGGUCCCUGGUAGCAGAGAACUGGCGGUCCCGGCGGGGUGUGAUCCAGUUCUCAAGAAGCCCGCCUCCCUGGAAAGAGCAGGCUUCGGGGUCCACUUCUAGUGCUUUUUAUUUUUGCGCCCAGGCCGGGCCUGGAGCAACUUGUACUGAGGGAGAAUUUACCUGUCAGAAGAGUUGGCGACUUGGAGUCUCUCUCCGGGCUUAGACUGGACUAGGCACGGCUCCGGCUGUGACCCGGCAGCCUUAGUGCGAGGACUCUGUGUGUGUUACUGUCACUAAGACCUCUACCGAGGUGCUAUUACUCCUUUUCGUAGAGGUGAAGAAGGUGAUUCAUCUUUGGGGCGUUGACUAGGACAGUGCCGGAGUGUGAAGGAGUUCGAGAAGCUGAACCGCAUCGGCGAGGGCACCUAUGGCAUCGUGUAUCGGGCUCGGGACACCCAGACAGAUGAAAUUGUCGCACUGAAGAAGGUUCGGAUGGACAAGGAGAAGGAUGGCAUCCCCAUCAGUAGUCUGCGGGAGAUCACGCUGCUUCUUCGUCUUCAUCAUCCGAACAUCGUGGAACUGAAGGAGGUGGUUGUGGGGAACCACCUGGAGAGCAUCUUCCUGGUGAUGGGUUACUGUGAGCAAGACCUGGCCAGCCUCCUGGAGAAUAUGCCAACACCCUUCUCAGAGGCCCAGGUCAAGUGCAUCGUGUUACAGGUGCUCCGUGGACUUCAGUACCUGCACAGGAACUUCAUCAUCCACAGAGACCUGAAAGUCUCCAACUUGCUCAUGACUGACAAAGGCUGCGUGAAGACAGCGGAUUUCGGCCUGGCCCGGGCCUAUGGUGUCCCAGUAAAACCAAUGACCCCUAAGGUUGUCACCCUCUGGUACCGAGCUCCUGAACUGCUGCUAGGGACUACCACCCAGACCACCAGCAUUGACAUGUGGGCUGUGGGCUGCAUCCUGGCUGAGCUGCUGGCCCACAAGCCCCUUCUUCCUGGCACCUCUGAGAUCCACCAGAUCGACCUAAUUGUGCAGCUGCUGGGGACACCCAGUGAGAACAUCUGGCCGGGCUUCUCCAAGCUGCCGCUGGUUGGCCAGUACAGCCUGCGGAAACAGCCCUACAACAACCUCAAGCACAAGUUCCCAUGGCUCUCUGAGGCUGGGCUGCGCCUGGUGAAUCUCCUCUUCAUGUAUGACCCCAGGAAAAGGGCGACAGCUGGAGACUGCCUGGAGAGCUCGUACUUCAAGGAGAAGCCCCUCCCCUGUGAGCCGGAGCUCAUGCCCACCUUCCCUCACCAUCGCAACAAGCGGGCUGCCCCAGCCUCAUCUGAAGGCCAGACCAAGCGCUGCAAGCCCUGACCGUGAACCCAGCACACACCUGUGUCCCCUCACCCAGAUGGCUGUAUCAGCAGUGGACAGAAACAGUCCUGCAGGCUGGGCUGAUCAGCCACCUGGGAUCCAUCUUAUCCCCUUGGCUGGGACAUCCUUUAGCCAGCUUUACCCUGCUAUUCCUUCUGUACCCACCGCCUCCAGAGGCAGCCAGGUGUGGACAUGAGGUGGGGGCUUCUAGCCUCUAUACCCUAGAAGGCCUCUGCUAUGGCCACAUGGAGUCCGCCCAUCAGUUUGGCUCUUGUUUGGUGACCCUUCUCUGGAGUUGUUGGGUCCAACUCACUGGGUGUCUUAGAAAUGGUGGUGUAUUCUGCCCAGGGUAGAGAGGCUGUGCUGACCUCACGUGGGGCCAGCAGUACCCCUAGUAGGGAGGAGAAACAAAGGUGAGGUGGGGGCUAUGACAUGCCCUGAGACCCCAGGAGGAGAGCUGGGUUGGGGCUGAGCUGUACUUUUCCCCAGAAGAGUGUGUGGUUGGCUCUGGAGCAGAGCAGAAGAUGGAGCUCUUAUUAGAUAUGUACUUUCCCAACA
Otolemur garnettii (small-eared galago) is the source of this 2059-nucleotide messenger RNA. RefSeq names its product cyclin dependent kinase 10 (gene CDK10). Gene Ontology annotation, biological process: regulation of mitotic cell cycle; protein phosphorylation. Gene Ontology annotation, cellular component: nucleus. NCBI's taxonomy places the organism in Eukaryota, Metazoa, Chordata, Mammalia, Primates, Galagidae. The record is from RefSeq and is a predicted model, not a curated record. The transcript is spliced from 13 exons. Gene Ontology annotation, molecular function: ATP binding; cyclin-dependent protein serine/threonine kinase activity. The coding region runs from base 632 to 1501 and encodes 289 amino acids.